AUGAUAGGGAGAAAUGUCAAGUAAUCUCUUGAUGUUUUGUGUCAUUCGGAUUUUAUGUAGUGUUUUUGGAAAAUCUUCCGCAGAAUAACUACAGAAAAAGAUUUGCAGUACAUCGUGAACAAACCACGCUUGGAAUUGUGAUUAAAGAAUUUUCAACUUUGUGACGAAACCAUAAAAUGUAUAAUAUUCCAUUGAAUCCGUAUAAAAUUUGAAGCCGGUCAAUAAAUCAUCUAUAAGAAAAUGUGGUCAAUGAGGAAACCGAAUUGUCUAUUUAACAGUCGACACCUGCGAUAUGCAUUACAGCAAACCAGUACAAAUCGCACUUCUCCGAGUGUGAAUUUUGGCACAAGUGUUAGAAUUGCGCAGAGUCCUAAGCAGGUGAAAGCAGCUAAAGAUGAGUUUUCAGCGGUUUUCAAACUAUUGAAUCGUUCGUCAAUCAAUUCAAUACCAAGUCAUUUUAUCGCACGCAAUUUGAGUACAUCAACGUGUCUGUUUGAGAAACAGAAAGAAACGGAUCAAGAUACACCGCAAAAGAGUUCAGGUGACGAGAAUAAAUCUAGUGAUCCGGACAAUAAACAAAGUAGUGGAAAUGAUGAUGACAAAAGGAAAAAAAGCAAAAAGUCAAUCGAAGAUAAAGACCGUGAAAAUAAUACAAACAAAAUGAUUGCAUACCUUACUAAGACCAUUCUGUGGCUUAGUUUAAUUUAUAGCAUCAGUUUUACCAUUUUUGUCGUAACAUCAAUUAUCGCCGGUGAUCGGGGCGGUGGUGGUGAUUCAGAAAAUUACACCAUUUCGUGGAAAGAAUUUGUACAAUAUAUGCUAGCAGCCGGCGAAGUAAAGGAGAUAAUUGUUCGACCUCAGUAUGAGUAUGUUCGCAUUGUACUGCAUGACGGAGCUGUCAUCAAUGGCCGUCGUCCAAGAUUCAACUCGUAUAUGCUCACCGUUCCGAGUGUUGAAAGAUUCGAACAGAGAAUUCGAGAGGUUGAGAAAUCAAUGGGCAUCGCCGAAGGAGUUUCAAUUCGAUACGAACGCUUCUCAGAACUUUAUAUGAAGUUGUUUGCAGGGGCCAUUGCUUGUGCUGUUAUCUACGCCAUUUUGAAACGAAUGCCGAGUGCCAGUUCGAUGGGCCGAGAUAAUUUCUUCCGAAUGGGCAAAGCGAAAGUGACCAUUAUCAACCCAUCGAGUGGUGGAAAGGGUGUUUAUUUCAAAGACGUAGCUGGAAUGCAGGAAGCCAAACAAGAAGUUAUGGAAUUCGUCGACUAUUUGAAGCGACCUCAGAAAUAUCAAGCACUUGGAGCUAGAGUUCCAAAAGGAGCACUUUUACUCGGCCCACCUGGUUGUGGUAAGACACUGUUGGCAAAGGCAGUUGCCACUGAAGCUAAAGUGCCCUUCCUCACGAUGAAUGGUUCGGAGUUUAUCGAAAUGAUUGGUGGUUUGGGCGCUGCACGUGUUCGUGAUUUAUUCAAAAGGGCCAAAUCGAAGGCACCAUGUAUCAUUUAUAUCGAUGAAAUCGAUGCCAUCGGAAGACAACGCUCCAAUACAACAUCGCCAACAUCUGGAGAGUCCGAGCAAACUUUGAAUCAAUUGCUGGUCGAAAUGGAUGGUAUGGCAUCAAAGGAAGGAAUUCUCAUGCUGGCUAGUACCAAUCGUGCUGACAUCUUGGAUAAGGCUUUGCUGCGACCGGGACGAUUUGAUCGACACAUCACUAUCGAUUUACCAACUUUAGCUGAGCGUAAGGAAAUUUUCGAAAAACACCUGAGCGGCAUUACACUGGAAAAAGAUCCAUCUACGUAUUCUCAUCGAUUGGCCGUUUUGACACCAGGUUUCAGCGGUGCCGAUAUUGCAAAUGUUUGUAAUGAAGCUGCACUACAUGCUGCUCGUUUUUGCAAGAAAUUCGUAGCAGAAGGUGAUUUGGAAUAUGCUGUGGAACGCAGUGUUGGUGGUACGGAGAAACGAUCCAAUUCGCUGAGCAAACUGGAGCGUCGAACAGUGGCUUAUCAUGAAUCUGGCCAUGCUUUAGUCGGAUGGCUAUUGGAGCAUUCAGACGUAUUGCAAAAGGUUACCAUUGUACCGCGAACAAAUUUAGCGCUUGGAUUUGCUCAAUACACACCACAAGAUCAGAAGUUAUUCACGAGAGAGCAGCUGAUUGAUAAGAUUUGCAUGGCUUUGGGUGGACGUGCCGCAGAGAAUAUCACAUUCAAUCGAAUUACAACCGGUGCUCAGAACGAUUUGGACAAAGUUACCAAAAUGGCCUUUGCAAUGGUCGCCAAAUACGGAAUGAGUAAAACCAUUGGACCAAUGUACGUGCCUGACGAACCCGAACAAAGCUACAACGAUGAAAAGCCAUAUUCAAAAGCCUUGGGCGAUUUAAUCGACAUCGAAUCAAGGCAAAUCAUUCAAAAUGCCUACUUCCGAGCUGAAGAAAUCCUGAAAACCAAUCGAGAUAAAUUAGUCACAUUGGCCGAAGCCCUGUUGAAACAGGAAACGUUGAACUAUGACCAAGUGGUUGAAUUGAUUGGACCACCGAAAUACGAUGCAGCCAAACGAAAGGUUGAACCAAUCGAAUUCGAACAGUCAUUGGAGAAUUUAUCGCAAACAGAAACACAAAGUCCCAGCCCAACAACCACACAGCAAUAGAUGUUUUUAUCUUUUAGUAUUCUGUUUUUACUAUUAGAUGUGUAUUUUGCAGAAGUUUUUUUAAAACAAAUAAAUUAUUAGAAAUCUGUUGAAAUUGAGGAAAAA
Sitodiplosis mosellana (orange wheat blossom midge) is the source of this 2742-nucleotide messenger RNA. It is a transcript of the gene Spg7, whose product is annotated as paraplegin. NCBI's taxonomy places the organism in Eukaryota, Metazoa, Arthropoda, Insecta, Diptera, Cecidomyiidae. Gene Ontology annotation, cellular component: membrane; m-AAA complex. Bases 241 to 2637 code for a protein of 798 amino acids. Gene Ontology annotation, molecular function: ATP binding; ATP hydrolysis activity; ATP-dependent peptidase activity. The transcript is spliced from 14 exons. Gene Ontology annotation, biological process: protein-containing complex assembly; mitochondrial protein processing. The record is from RefSeq and is a predicted model, not a curated record.